UGUUUCAUGAAUAAUUAACAUUAUCCAAUAACCAAUAACUUUGGCCUUAUCAGUUUGACCUUUUAGCACACCUCUGUUCAACGCAAGAGGGGACAAAAAUAGCAGAAGUUAACGAAGAAGUCUCUGUGUGAUUUUCAGAUUUAGGCCAUGGAGAAUCUCUGCUACUACCUCGUCACCAUCUUAUUGUGUUCUUUACCUUUACUUCUCAUCUCCAAAAGCUUGCUUUUCAACCAUGUCAAGAACAAGAAGUUACCACCAAGUCCACUAGCUCUGCCAAUAAUUGGCCAUCUUUACCUUAUCAAGAGCUCACUCUUCCGAGACUUGACUUCAUUAUCAUCAAGAUAUGGUCCAAUUUUCUUUCUCCAAUUCGGCCGCCGUUCCUUUGUUGUUGUGUCAUCUCCAUCCGCCAUUGAAGAGUGCUUCACCAGGAAUGAUAUCAUACUUGCAAACCGUCCUCGUGGCAUGGCAGGGGACAGGUUUUCCUAUAACUAUACAGUCGUUGGGAUAGCCCCAUAUGGCCACUUGUGGAGGGUUCUUCGUCGCCUCUUGGUCGUUGAAUCUUUCUCUUUCAACAGCCUCCAGAGGACUUCAUUUAUCAGGGAAGAAGAAAUUAAGAUGAUUCUCAGGUCAAUUUACAGAAUUUCAAAGAAUGGAAGCCUAAUAAGAGUUGAUUUGAACCAUUGGAUUUCAGUUUUUACACUCAAUGUUAUCAUGAGGAUGCUUGUUGGACGAUGCUCCAUCAGAGAGGAGGAUGCUGGAGAGGAGUUGGGGAUGCAAAUAAUUAAAGAAUUCAGGGAAAUGUUUGCUUCAGGGAUUGCGCUGAAUUUGUGUGACUUCUUUCCUAUAUUAAGAUGGAUUGGCUACAAGGGACUGGAAAAGGAAAUGAUCUCUUUGCACAAGAAGAGAGAUAAACUCUUUCAGGGUUUCAUAGACGAAUUUCAAUGUUCAGAUACUCUGCUGGACAAGGAUAAGAAGGCAUUGAUUGCAAAUCUGCUUGCUUGUAAGGAAAAAAAAUCUGAUUUUCUAUCAGAUGACAUCAUAAAAGGUUUUGCGUUGCAAUAUAAUGUUAAUAUGGUUAUCAAUUAA
Messenger RNA from Coffea eugenioides, 1086 nucleotides. Its product is annotated as cytochrome P450 81E8-like. Gene Ontology annotation, molecular function: monooxygenase activity; oxidoreductase activity, acting on paired donors, with incorporation or reduction of molecular oxygen; iron ion binding. The transcript has 2 exons. Bases 148 to 1086 code for a protein of 312 amino acids. The record is from RefSeq and is a predicted model, not a curated record. Lineage: Eukaryota; Viridiplantae; Streptophyta; Magnoliopsida; Gentianales; Rubiaceae.